AUGUCAGGUACAGACAGGAAGUGAUGUCAGGUACAGACAGGAAGUAGAGAGGAGACAAUGUUGGAAGUGGCAGCAGAGGAGUUAUCCGUCUACAAGGAGACCUGUAUAGAUCACAUGAUGGCACCAAUGAGGAUGGAGGAGGAACGGAGUCACAUGACUGAGAAGAUACUAAACCUCACCCUGGAGAUCAUCUACCUGCUGACCGGGAAAGAGAUUUCCUCUUCUGAAGUCAGGUGAUCAUAUGACCAUCACAGUGCCUCCAUGUGACUUCCUAAACCCUGAGAGACACAACAUGCAGAAGAUUCUAGAAGUCACCAAGAAGAUGAUGGAGCUGCUGACAGGAGAGGUUCCUAUAAGGUGUCAGGGUGUCACUGUCUAUUUCUCCAUGGAGGAGUGGGAGUAUUUAGAAGGACACAAGGAUCUCUACAAGGACGUCAUGAUGGACAAUCAGCCGCCCCUCACAUCACCGGUCCAUGGCCGGGAGAUGAGGAAAACCUCCGAGGAUUGUCUCACUUUGUCUCCAGACUGGAAAGUAGAAGAUGAGGACAUCACACAGUAUAGUCCAGGAGAAAACCCGGCUCCCUCCAAUGUCCAUCCGGCACCACCCAUUGUAGAUGAACCAUCGGUUUCCUCGUAUCCUGAGGAACCUCAGACUGUGUGGGACCGGGCCGGCCUUCCAACAAGAAAGAGCUUCUCCUGUACCGAGUGCGGGAAAUGUUUCCAUUAUAAAUCUCGUCUUAAUGUGCAUAAAAGAUCUCACACGGGGGAGAAGCCGUAUCCUUGUCCUAAGUGCGGGAAAUGUUUCAGUUCUAAAUACAACCUUAAAGUUCAUAAAAGGUCUCACACGGGUGAAAAGCCAUAUUCCUGUCCUAAGUGCGGGAAAUGUUUUGUAAUAAAAUCAAGUCUUGUCACACAUCAAAGGCUUCACACGGGGGAAAAAAAACCAUACUCCUGUUCUGAGUGCGGGAAAUGUUUUUCGGACAAGUCCCUUUAUCACAGACAUCAGACAUCUCACAUGGAGGAGAAACCACAUUCCUGUCCUGAGUGCGGAGAAAAGCCUUAUUUGUGUCUUGACUGCGGGAAAUGUUUUUCAAGAAAGUGCUAUCUUUACACACAUCAGAGAUCUCACACAGGGGAGAAGCCUUAUUCCUGUCCUGAGUGCGGGAAAUGUUUUUCACAGAAGUCCAGUUUUUCCAUACAUCAGAGAUCUCACACAGAGGAGAAGCCGUAUUCCUGUCCUGAGUGUGGGAAAUGUUUUUCAGUGAAGUGCAGUCUUUACCAGCAUCAGAGAUCUCACACAGGUGAGAAGCCAUAUUCUUGUCCUGAGUGUGGGAAAUGUUUUUCACAGAAGUCCCAUCUUUCCAAACAUCAGAGAUCUCACACAAGGAAGAAGCCACUUUCCUGUCCCGAGUGCGGGAAAUGUUUUACAGUGAAGUCCCAUCUUUAUACACACCAGAGAUCCCACACAGGGGAGCAGACAUAUUCCUGUUCUGAGUGCGGGAAAUGUUUUGUAUACAAAUCAGAACUUGUUAUACAUCAGAGAUCUCACACGGGGGAGAGAAGCCGUAUUGCUGUCCUGUGUGUGGGAAACGUUAUUCACAGAAGUCCCAUCUUAACAGACAUCAGAGAUCUCACGCAGGGGAGAAAUUACUUUCCUUUUUUUAAUUAA
Molecule: messenger RNA, 1669 nt
Organism: Staurois parvus
Lineage: Eukaryota; Metazoa; Chordata; Amphibia; Anura; Ranidae
Source: the annotation of a GenBank genome assembly